AUGGACGAGCGGAACUACUUGACCACACCGUGGUACGAGAUCCGUCGUCUUUCUUGGACGAGCUCAGGCUCGAGCUCGAGCAGGAAAUCUUACGGCCUUCCCCGCGAUGGCUUCCGCGAGCUCGUGCGACGCGCGCGACAGGUGGACGAGAGGCUGUACGUCGUGCUUUCGCCACGGGUAGACCAGGAUGCUUGCGCUGAGUGGGAGGCUGCCGCCAGGGGUGGAGAGAGUAUUUGGGAGACCGCUCUCAAAGCGAGGGAAGACGAAACAUAUGGAAUGGACCUUCCUAGGAAGUCCACUGGUUCGAGAAAUCGGUAA
Sparassis crispa is the source of this 318-nucleotide messenger RNA. RefSeq lists its product as hypothetical. The transcript has a single exon. Bases 1 to 318 code for a protein of 105 amino acids. The record is from RefSeq and is a predicted model, not a curated record. NCBI's taxonomy places the organism in Eukaryota, Fungi, Basidiomycota, Agaricomycetes, Polyporales, Sparassidaceae.